Messenger RNA from Hypomesus transpacificus, 2585 nucleotides. RefSeq names its product TNF receptor-associated factor 3 (gene traf3). The record is from RefSeq and is a predicted model, not a curated record. The transcript has 11 exons. Bases 383 to 2119 code for a protein of 578 amino acids. Gene Ontology annotation, biological process: regulation of cytokine production; protein K63-linked ubiquitination; regulation of defense response to virus. Gene Ontology annotation, molecular function: tumor necrosis factor receptor binding; zinc ion binding. Gene Ontology annotation, cellular component: plasma membrane signaling receptor complex. NCBI's taxonomy places the organism in Eukaryota, Metazoa, Chordata, Actinopteri, Osmeriformes, Osmeridae.
CGACUAGCGAUCAGGCCAACAAUUGCGCGCAUGGCCUGCUCAUUUUUUUCACGACGGGGAUUUCCUAGGGAGGAAGUAAGCAAACCGAAGGGGGCUUUCCAGCCACUUAGGCAUCAACAUCGAAGAGAAGAAGUGGCUUCUCUUUUUGACCCGCAUUUCCCUUUGGAUUUCAGAAAUAUUCCUAAAACAUAUUAUAGGUACGAUGUCACCUAUAUGUGACAGGCCCUUGGAUGUCUGUUUCCUAUCGAGAGGAGUUCGGUCGCUUUCAGUGUAGUCCAUAGUAAGCUACUGAACGUGCCAUUCACCCCGCAAAGCUUUAUUCGAAACGUUGUAGCUGGACAACGACGUUGCAUUGGCCAACGUUAACCAUCUGAUUCAUGUCAUGUCAGCAGGGCGUGGUGGUGACGGGCGGGAGCUCCAGAUUCACCUCCAGCAGGCAGUGUCCUCCCUGGGUGGCCUCUCUCUCGCCCAGAGGCCCUGGCCCAGCGACCCUCCCAACACCACGGGAUUCCUGCCAGCCCACGGUGGCUUCAGGGACCACUUCCUGUUGACCCCCGAGCCCAAGUACUGCUGCGAGUCCUGCCGCCUGGUGCUCUGCAACCCUCGGCAGACAGAGUGUGGCCACCGCUUCUGUGAGACGUGCAUAUCUGACCUGCUCAGCAAGCCUAGCCCAGUAUGUCCAGCCGACAAGGAGCCUCUGUUCAAGGACAAGAUCUUCCGGGAUAUAUGCUGCCACAGGGAGAUCAUGGCUCUGAAGGUGUUCUGUCGAAGCGAGAAGAGCGGCUGCAAGGAGCAGAUGAGCCUCCACCAGGUCAUGGACCACCUGAACGUGUGUCUGUACUUUGAGGUGCCCUGCCCCCUGGGGAAGUGUAAGGAGAGCAUGAUGAGGAAGGACAUUCCUGAGCACCUGAGCAGGAGGUGCAAGCACAGGGAGGCCACCUGUGAGCUGUGCCUGCAGAAGAUGCCCCUGACAGAGCUCCAGAAACACAAGGAGACGGUGUGUCCAGCGUUCCCCGUGUCCUGUCCCAACCACUGCACUUUCCCCUCCAUCCUGCGGAGCGAGCUGUUGAGUCACCAGCAUGACUGUCCCAAGGCCCAGGUAGCCUGCUCUUUCAUCCGCUACGGGUGCACUUUCAAGGGUCUGAACCAGGACCUAAGGGAUCAUGAGUCCAGUUCUGCCUCAGAACACCUCAGACUCAUGGCAGCUAGGAACAGCACCUUGGAGGCCAAGGUGGAGGACGUGAAGGGAGAGUUGCUGGAGCGCUACAAGGUUCUGCCAGGCCUCAGCAGCCGACUGGCAGAGCUGGAGGCCCACUACGAGGAGAUGAGGGAGAAGAACCGUCAGCUGGAGCAGAAACUGGUCACCAUGCAGAAGCUGAUGAGCUCCCACUCUGAGAAACUGCUGGAGGUGGAGCUAGAGCUGAGGACCCUGAGGGGGGUACGGGAGGAGGUGGAGGCUCUGAGGAGCUCCGUGGAGAGCAUCCGCUCACGGCUCUCCCUGCUGGACGGAGGACGCGCCGGGACCAGCUCUGGGACUCUGGCUCUGGGUCAGUUAGAGUCCCAGCUCUCUCGCCACGACGACAUGCUGAGCGUGCACGAGAUCAGGCUGGCCGACAUCGACCUGCGCUUCCAGGUUCUAGAGACGGCAUCGUUCAACGGCACGCUUAUCUGGAAGAUCCGCGACUACAAGCGCAGGAAGCAGGAGGCCGUGGCUGCCAAGACCCUGUCUCUGUACAGCCAGCCCUUCUACACGGGCUACUUUGGCUACAAGAUGUGUGCCCGGGUCUACCUAAACGGCGACGGCAUGGGGAAGGGGACCCACCUGUCGCUGUUCUUCGUGGUGAUGCGUGGCGAAUACGACGCCCUCCUGCCCUGGCCCUUCAAGCAGAAGGUCACCCUGAUGCUCAUGGACCAGGGCCCCGCCCGCAAACAUCUGGGCGACGCCUUCAAGCCCGACUCCAACUCCAGCAGCUUCAGACGGCCGGUGGCAGAAAUGAACAUAGCGUCGGGCUGCCCGCUGUUCGUCACCCAGACCCUGCUGGACAACGGGACAUACAUUAAGGACGACACCAUCUUUAUCAAGGUUACCGUGGAUACCUCUGACCUGCCCGACCCUUGACCCUUGACUCUGGGACGGCUGGACUGAGAUCAGCUGAUGUGUCAGAUCAAGCAGAGGGCUGCACAGAUGGACGGACGUACAGAUGGACACCGAUGGACGAAAAAGAGAGAGAGAGAGAGAGAGAGAGAGAGAGAGGGACAUUGAUAGAGUUUAAGAAUAAGAAGAAAAAGAGAUGUUUUGGGAAAAUGGGCAGAAAUCAAGAAAUCUGAGUUCAAGGAAAACAUUUAUGAACUAGCAAGGCUUUGUAAGUGUUGAGGGAUGGAUGGAUGACAGGAAGGAAGGAUUGACGGCUGGUGGGCUGCUAGAUUGUGGUGGUGAGGUGUGCAGUCUAGUCGGGAUGUCCAGAAGGUCUAGCAGCUUGUUCAGGGUCUCUUGAGGGAGAGACAGAGGGAAGGGUUGAGAGGGGAAGAAAGGGAGAGGGGGAGGGGUUCCUGGACCUGUCGGUCAUUGGCUGCGGGGGAGGGGU